AACCAUUGAGGGUGUAGACAUGAACGUUCAGACAGUCUACAGAGUAUUUCUGAACUGAUAACGCUGCAUACAUCAGAGGAAAACCACCAAGAAGACAUCAGAAAGGCAGACCAGGCCUUAACUGAAAAGACACCAGGUCCUGGUCUUGGUGAUUCAUAUUCAAGAGGACCGUGGUGUGGUGAAAUAUCAGGAAAGGAGCCUUAAUUAUUCUAAGUAUUGUGCCAUGCACCUGACUGUGACAUUAACCUUCCUACUAUGGUCAAUGAGCAGAUUAUCUCGAGCCAUCAUCGCUACGGUAAUGACCUUCAACCUUCAUCCACUCCUAUUCUACCCCAUUUCCUGUUGCUGUCUCUGCUGGAAACGUCCUGUUUGUGUCAUGCCCCUAGUUUCCUGUUUCUCCUGCAAUUCAGGUCAUGGAUCCGCCCCCUCAGACCGGGAUGAUGCUUAACAGCCUUUGAACUGCUGUUUAACUACUUUUGGCUCAUUUUAAAAGGACAGUUCACCAAAAAACAUUCUGUCAUCAUUUACUCACCCUCAUAUAGCUACAGUCCCGUUUGACUUUUUUUCCUCCAUGGAGCACAAAAUGAGAUGUUAGGCAGAAUCUCACUUUCAUUGCAUCUUUUGUCCAUACCUUUUUACAUUUUUGUCCAAGUGAAAAGGUACUGAGUCUAACACAUUGGAAAAGAAAGACAUAUGGGUUUGGAUGAACCACACAUUUUCUUGACAGUUUUCCUGAGAUUCACCCAUUUAAGAAUUGCCACAUGUAUUCAGUGCGCUAAUAACUAUCUCUCCUUGCUUUCCCUUAAAAAGCCUCUCCGAGUGAUCCCUAUAGCAGCUGCAUGGCAGGCAAAACAUGCCAGGCCAAGUUUGCAAACGCAGUAUGUGACAAGGAGUGCUCAAGUUCUGCGUGUCUGAGAGAUGGAUUUGACUGUCUGACAGACAGAGGCACUUGCAUUGCAGGAUAUAUUCAGUACUGCCGGAAUCACUAUGACAACAGUCACUGCGAUCAGGGCUGCAACACUGCCCCCUGUGGAUGGGAUGGCUCGGACUGCUACAGGAACCAGUACCCCAUCUGGGCAAAAGGGACACUCAUUUUACACACUAGAAUUCCAUUCCAGAGGGGUCCAUUCCAGAACAGCUCUAUUUUAUGGGCUUUAAGCACUGUCCUUCAGACCAGUGUUAAACUCAGAGGCAUGGCACCUUUCCAUACCAACAAAGACCUUCUUACAGUAGAUACUCGACAGCUCGCUGACCUGUACACUCAAAAACCAUCCUAUGACAGUGAAGGAUCAGUGUUAUUCCUGCAGUUGGACAACAGACCAUGCUCCCGUCUUCCCUCCACCUGUUUCCAGUAUUCCAUUGAAGCUGCACACUUCCUGCGUGCCAUGCUGUCACAGAAUCAUGCCACAUUUCCCAUGAUCACAGAAAUCCAGGCAGCUGUAAUCAGUAUGCGGGGAGUUGAUGAGGAAAUAGGAGUCAGAGAGGAGGUGAAACUCCCAAACGAGAAACACAACGCCUCCCCUACCUGGAUGUGGCCUGUGGUUGGUGUGGUGACUGGACUGGCAGUGGCGGUGAUUAUUGCAGUGGUGUUCCUGUGGUUAAAGAGAAGACGACAGCGGCGAAAGUGUGGAGAGCGAGUUCGUCACAGGUCAACGGUAACAGACAGCAAUAAUGGCAGCAAGGCCUGGAUGCAGCGCGCUGACCACCAGGAGAAAAGAGGAAGAGAGAAAGACAGAAAUGGGAUAAAGAAAAAGAUGAAAGGAAAAGAGUUGGGAAAAAGACGUAAAGAACCCGUUGGCGAGGAUGCAGUUCGUAUGCGGCCCCACAGGAAGGAACUGGACAUCGGAAGUGACACAGAUGUGACCCAAAGUUCUAUGGAGGACAUCAACAGGACAAUCUGUGACCACAGAUCACCAGACCAAAAACACUUCCAGACCAACCACCAGCAACCCCGCAUGCUAGGUGAAAUCUGUACCUACUUCACUCCCCCUAGAGGAUGGGAGAGGAAUGCUGUUCCUACACCUCAAAGACCACCUAGAAAUACUGCUCCAGUGCAGUGGUGCGGUCCAGAUGGAUCGGUCGUGCUGAUCCGAGCUGUCAGGAGUGGCCUUGACCGAGUGGUUCUGGAGCUCCUGAGAGCCGGAGUCCCAGUUAAUAACACUGACCAUACGGGGAGAUCUGCCCUCCACUGGGCAUGCUCAGUAAAUCACCUCCCAUUGACAAGGACUCUCAUUCGCUACGGUGCUGCAGUGGACUUGCAGGAGCAUAAGGGUGAAACAGCUUUGUUUCUCUCAGCUCUCCAUGGUUGCUAUGAUACGGCACGAUUCCUCCUCCUUAAUGGGGCCAAUCAAGAGCUGUCUGACUGCAAAGGGCGGCGGCCACUGGAUGUAGCUCGGGAGGGCUUACAUCACCAAGUCCUCGAGCUCUUAUUGGCUCACAGAGUUCAGAGGGGGCAGGUUCCUCUAGAUCCAGCCACUGAGAUGCUUUGGGACGAUCGUGCUUAUGUGUAUUCACCGUGGGUCGCCUCGCCUCCACCUUUACCUGGAAGAAGUGCCUCUUUUUCAGGGGUCAUAGGUCCCAGAGGGAUGGCAUCACCUCCACCUAGUGAUUGGCAGAUGGGCAGAGCACAAUGCUCCUCCCCCCAGAACUGGCGUCCAGCACCCAACCAAUCAGCGACAGCAUUGGUAAGCCCCAGGAUUCAUGGCCGGCCAUCUCGGCCUAUCAGUACUCUUCAGGAAGUGACAUCAGAGGUGGAGGACAUGGAGAGGGAGAUGACCCAGGAUGUUACUCGAGCGGCAACACCUCACUUCCUGUCUCCUCAUCCAGCACCUCGACAGCGCUCGUUCUCUUGUACUCAGCAUGCGCUGAACCGUCGCUCCAGUGGCAACCAAUCAGAGCUGUCCGUUGCCACAGCAGCAGAGAAAAUAGCCAAUGAGCAUGUUGAAAUAGUGGUUGUGCCCCACCCUAAAGAAAUGCCCAGCCAAUCAGAAAGUAAAAACACAGGAAUUGGGCCGAAUGCAGCCCAGUUUGACUCUGAGAGAGAGAAUACUAGGAACUGCAAUUCUAAAAUCCAGAAUGAGAGAAUCAAUAAUGAGUCCAGCAUCUCUAUCCAAACCUGCAUGUGAGAGAGGAUUUUGAAGAAUCUUUAUGCAGCUCCUUUCCAUACUAAAAAGGUUAAAAAUGGGACAAAAACACCAAAAAAAAAAAAAAUGUUUAUUCAAGUCUUCUAAUGUGGUAGCUUUGUUAGAGGAAGAGACACUGCAAAUAGUGUUUCAUUUUUUGGGUGAACAAUUUCUUGAAGUUAUAUUCAAUCUCAUAUAAACAUUUGCUACAAUUGCUGUAACAAAAACA
Molecule: messenger RNA, 3351 nt
Organism: Myxocyprinus asiaticus (Chinese sucker)
Lineage: Eukaryota; Metazoa; Chordata; Actinopteri; Cypriniformes; Catostomidae
Product: neurogenic locus notch homolog protein 1-like
Exons: 11
Coding region: 840-3125 (761 amino acids)
Biological process (GO): multicellular organism development; Notch signaling pathway; cell differentiation
Cellular component (GO): membrane
Molecular function (GO): protein binding
Source: RefSeq, a predicted model, not a curated record